Molecule: messenger RNA, 705 nt
Organism: Trematosphaeria pertusa
Lineage: Eukaryota; Fungi; Ascomycota; Dothideomycetes; Pleosporales; Trematosphaeriaceae
Exons: 7
Coding region: 51-563 (170 amino acids)
Molecular function (GO): oxidoreductase activity
Source: RefSeq, a predicted model, not a curated record
GCUCAACAGAUUCCUUCCUAGCGCAGGGGACCUUUACCUUCUACUACACCAUGGUGCACAACAAGACUGAUCACAAGUUCUCGAGCCCCCGUCUUGAGUGGGAUGCCAAAGAGAACUACCAGCCAUGCAUCAAGCUCUCUUUCUUCUUCAAGAAGCUUCCGUACGUGGACGAUGAUCACUUCCAGAUGCACUACAACCACGUGCAUGCCGACUUGACUGUGGCUUCGAAAGAGUUCAACGUCGUCAAAAUUCAACGAUAUGUGCAGACGUAUCAAACCCCAGCUAUGAAGGAGAAAAUCAGAUCACUAGGCAUGGAGCUUUUGGAUUACGAUGCGUGUAGUCAGAUCUGGGUCAAAUCGUGGGAGGAUUGGGAGAAAUUCUCGUCGAGCCCAGAGUAUGCUGCCGCUCUGAUGCCUGAUGCGGACCACUUCAUGGACUACAAGACGAGCGGUAUUAAGGUCUUUGCAGGGUAUGAUAACAUCGUGUUUGGGAAGGCGAUCCCAGACUGCGAUGCUACGGAUGGGCUCACCCGCGACAAGGGCCACGUCUCCGCGGGCCUAUAGUCUGGACCCAUGGCCACGACACUGGCUUCUUAGUUACCAGCCAUGCGGAGGCGAUAUGCAGAUAGGCGAUCCUUGCGUCUUUCUCCACGCGGCGAAAGCUUUUACACUGCACGCGGACGUGGGUCAGCCACCUUUUCGCAGU